Molecule: messenger RNA, 2681 nt
Organism: Electrophorus electricus (electric eel)
Lineage: Eukaryota; Metazoa; Chordata; Actinopteri; Gymnotiformes; Gymnotidae
Source: RefSeq, a predicted model, not a curated record
GGAUGCACCAUGGCACACAACACGGCAUUAUUAGCGUUAUGUAUUCUGGUGACCUGUUCUACACAAGGAGAUUGCACUUGUAAAGAAGAGUCCAGUCAGCAGUGUGGUGAACUCUUAUUUAAUGUCAACAAGUACACAUGUUGCAGAAGGAAUAUACAUAAUGGUUCUGGACUGGACUGCUGUGGAACUUUGGCCUAUAAUGCCAUGGAGAGUUCUUGCUGCAAAAAUGAGGUUACACAUGGUUUGGGCCAGGCUGUGUCAGACUGCUGUGGAUCCAAGGCUUACAACCCCAUCAACCAGAUUUGCUGUGGGGGAAGCAUCCAGAACAGGCUUGGUCCUCAGGCCAGUUGUUGUGGAUCAGUAGUCAUUAAUGAUGCAACUCAUUUAUGCUGUGCUGGGAACAAAGUCAUGAAAAAGACAUCAGUGUUUCAUCGAUGCUGUGGCGAGGAUUUGUAUGACAAUAGAACAGAAUGUUGCUGUUCUACCUUCCAAUUAAAAGUGGAGAAUCGCAGUACCAGCAGAUGCUGUUCAGAGGAUAUACCAAAAGAUUCUUCUAGUACUGACACUAUAUCGGGAACAGACAAGAAGGGCCAGGCAGAAUGUAGUCUGAAUGUAACCAGAAAAAUGGACACUGAAGCUCACCCUGAGUGUCAAUACAGUGGCGGGCAGGAGGAGGAUGAAAACACCAGCAUCUGUUGCUCAGGGAAGAAGCGUCAGAAGAAAUCUGGCCUCACGCGAUGUUGCGGUGCAGAAGUGUACCAGCUCUGGGAAGACGGAGCGUUGUGCUGUGAUGAUGUGCUGUAUCGUGACCAGCCGGCAAGCUCGAUGUGCGCUGGGAAAGCCGUUUACUCUCCGCAUCGUUACACCGUGUGCCAGGGACACGUGCACCUGCCCGCGGGCAAGCAGUGCUGUGGAAGUCACCCCUACAACCCUCACAAGGAGAUCUGCUGCAAAGGACAUAGACACAGCAGGCCAGCGGAGGAUGUGGUCUGCUGUGGCCUCGAUGCCUACAGCCCCAGCACACCUGGCUACAAGUGCUGCGCCGGUCACCUUCAUGACCUCAAAGGGCUGAAGGACCAAUCAGAGGCUGAGUGCUGUGGUCCUCUCCUCCUGAGGAAGAAGCAGCAGUGCUGCUACUCCACAGAGAAAACUCUGGUGUAUGAGGUCCAGGAUGGACAUUCCUGCUGUGGACACUGGUACUACAACAUGUCCUUGUGGAGGUGCUGCGCUGGGAAACUCUUUCCACUGACAAAUGACUCAUGGGUUGGUCAGCGACAAGCAGAGUUCAGGCUUCUUCCACAUCUGUCAGACUACAACACCUCCACCAUUUGCAGAGAGAAAAUGCUACUGGGAACAGUGGUGAGUGAAGCUGUAAAUCAAGCAUUUCGCUCUGUAGUGUUGAUGGAUGUUCUGUAUGUGUCGAACACCACCAUAACACCACAGAGACACCAUGAAGUCAGCUCACUAGACCACUGCAGUUUCCCUCUUUUGGAGCCAGGCAGGCCCUACCUUUGGAGGUUCAACGGCAGUCAGUAUGAGCCAAUAGCCAAUGUCCCUGAUGUGGCUGCUCUCCAUUCCAUCUUGAGCCACUGUUAAGUAUUUCAUACAAGACAUACUAGUUAACCUUCAGUUCAUAUUUACAGUACACAUUCUGCCCCCUCUGUUUUCCCCAGUAAUCUUACUAAUGUCUUGGCAAUGGCCUGUGCACUAGACAUUUGACCAAACAACACACUUUAACUCAUUCCAGUGGAAAAACACUAAGAUAAUGGAAAAACACUAAGCUCAUAAACUGUUAAGCGUGCAAUAAUGUGGCAUCAUUUGAAAAAAACUAUGCACUGAGAAAUUACAUGAUUUGUGAUCACAGGGACAGGUCCUUUGUGAAUGCCUAUAAUGCAAAAACACAGCUUUGAUGCUUUGGUGCUUUGAGGCUGAGGUGUAUUACAUGCCCAGGUGCACAAAAUCUUGAAACAUCAUGAAUUAUUUUAUAAGAUGAUGCCAGUCUUAAUUUAUGCAUUAUGCGUCUAAUGUUGAUUAGAAGUCUUAAGACUACUUAGUAUACCUUGAGUGUGUUUUUAUCAGUUAUACUAAUGUUUGUGCGGUUUAUACAGCAUAGCAGCCAACAGCUAUGAUAUGCAAUUAAUUUCCGUGAAGUCAAUUUGGGAGUGAAUGUAAUAUUUCUCAGCUACAAUGAGCCAACACAAGUUGCAAGUGUUUUCAAUAUUUAUUAAUUUCUUAAUAUGAAUGAAUUAGUUUUAAAUGGAUCUAAAAGUAGUUUUUACUGCUCCUAGAUCUUAUUGGUUUAAGGCCACAGCUAUCCAUUCAGUUAUCAAUUAAAUCCUUACAUGAAACUAUUAAUUAUCCUGAUACCUAUUAAUGGUGUACUGUAAUAUGGUGCAGAUUGAUUUAUUUUAUUAAUACUGUAAACACAUCCAUAAUACUAUUUGAGCACUCAGAUAUGGAAAUGGCUUGCUAUAAUAUAAUACAGUAAUUGCAUGGUAUUACUUAAAAUUAAGCUUUCUGGUGUCAGGGAUCAAUUUUCUACAUUUAUAUGAUACAUUUAUUUUCUAUAUUUACAAGUAUGCAUUUCAACAUUUUUAUGAUGGCAUAAAUGUGCCAGUUACAUAUGAACCUUUUUUUGCACAUUCAUACAAUGUAUUAAAUAAUGCUUUCAAAUAAAGUAU